UCAGAGGCCGGUGCGGCGCGGGUCCUCCAUAUGCUGAGCGCCGGUCCCCUGGGCCCACUGUUCUUUCUCUAUACUUUGUCUCUGUGUCUUUCUUUUCUCAAGUGUCUUGUUCCACCUGAGGAGAAAUGCCCACAGCUGUGGAGGGGCAGGCCACUCCUUCAUCUGGUGCCCAACAUGGAUGCUUUUCUCUAGGGUGAAGGGACGCUCGAGUGUGGUCAUUGAGGACAAGUCAACGAGAGAUUCCCGAGUACGUCUACAGUGAGCCUUGCGUCUCUCAUCCCUCCUGACGAGAAAUACCCACAGGUGUGGAGGGGCUGGCCCCCUUCAUCUGAUGCCCAACGUGGUGCCUUUCUCUAGGGUGAAGGUACUCUACAGCGUGGUCAUUGAGGACAAGUCGACGAGAGAGUCCCGAGUACGUCCACGGUCAGCCUUGUGGUAAGCUUGUGUGCUUAGAGGAACCCAGGGUAACGAUGGGGCAAACUGAAAGUAAAUAUGCCUCUUAUCUCAGCUUUAUUAAAAUUCUUUUAAGAAGAGGGGGAGUUAGAGCUUCUACAGAAAAUCUAAUUACGCUAUUUCAAACAAUAGAACAAUUCUGCCCAUGGUUUCCAGAACAGGGAACUUUAGAUCUAAAAGAUUGGGAAAAAAUUGGCAAAGAAUUAAAACAAGCAAAUAGGGAAGGUAAAAUCAUCCCACUUACAGUAUGGAAUGAUUGGGCCAUUAUUAAAGCAACUUUAGAACCAUUUCAAACAGGAGAAGAUAGGGUUUCAGUUUCUGAUGCCCCUAAAAGCUGUGUAACAGAUUGUGAAGAAGAGGCAGGGACAGAAUCCCAGCAAGGAAUGGAAAGUUCACAUUGUAAAUAUGUAGCAGAGUCUGUAAUGGCUCAGUCAACGCAAAAUGUUGACUACAAUCAAUUACAGGAGAUAAUAUAUCCUGAAUCAUCAAAAUUGGGGGAAGGAGGUCCAGAAUCACUGGGGCCAUCAGAGCCUAAACCACGAUCACCAUCAACUCCUCCUCCCGCGGUUCAGAUGCCUGUAACAUUACAACCUCAAAUGCAGGUUAGACAAGCACAAACCCCAAGAAAAAAUCAAGUAGAAAGGGAUAGAGUCUCUAUCCCGGCAAUGCCAACUCAGAUACAGUAUCCACAAUAUCAGCCGGUAGAAAAUAAGACCCAACCGCUGGUAGUUUAUCAAUACCGGCUGCCAACCGAGCUUCAGUAUCGGCCUCCUUCAGAGGUUCAAUACAGACCUCAAGCGGUGUGUCCUGUGCCAAAUAGCACGGCACCAUACCAGCAACCCACAGCGGUGGCGUCUAAUUCACCAGCACCACAGGACGCGGCGCUGUAUCCUCAGCCGCCCACUGUGAGACUUAAUCCUACAGCAUCACAUAGUGGACAAGGUGGUGCACUGCAUGCAGUCAUUGAUGAAGCCAGAAAACAGGGCCAUCUUGAGGCAUGGCGGUUCCUGGUAAUUUUACAACUGGUACAGGCCGGGGAAGAGACUCAAGUAGGAGCGCCUGCCCGAGCUGAGACUAGAUGUGAACCUUUCACCAUGAAAAUGUUAAAAGAUAUAAAGGAAGGAGUUAAACAAUAUGGAUCCAACUCCCCUUAUAUAAGAACAUUAUUAGAUUCCAUUGCUCAUGGAAAUAGACUUACUCCUUAUGACUGGGAAAUUUUGGCCAAAUCUUCCCUUUCAUCCUCUCAGUAUCUGCAGUUUAAAACCUGGUGGAUUGAUGGAGUACAAGAACAGGUACGAAAAAAUCAGGCUACUAAGCCCACUGUUAAUAUAGACGCAGACCAAUUGUUAGGAACAGGUCCAAAUUGGAGCACCAUUAACCAACAAUCAGUGAUGCAGAAUGAGGCUAUUGAACAAGUAAGGGCUAUUUGCCUCAGGGCCUGGGGAAAAAUUCAGGACCCAGGAACAGCUUUCCCUAUUAAUUCAAUUAGACAAGGCUCUAAAGAGCCAUAUCCUGACUUCGUGGCAAGAUUACAAGAUGCUGCUCAAAAGUCUAUUACAGAUGACAAUGCCCGAAAAGUUAUUGUAGAAUUAAUGGCCUAUGAAAAUGCAAAUCCAGAAUGUCAGUCGGCCAUAAAGCCAUUAAAAGGAAAAGUUCCAGCAGGAGUUGAUGUAAUUACAGAAUAUGUGAAGGCUUGUGAUGGGAUUGGAGGAGCUAUGCAUAAGGCAAUGCUAAUGGCUCAAGCAAUGAGGGGGCUCACUCUAGGAGGACAAGUUAGAACAUUUGGGAAAAAAUGUUAUAAUUGUGGUCAAAUCGGUCAUCUGAAAAGGAGUUGCCCAGGCUUAAAUAAACAGAAUAUAAUAAAUCAAGCUAUUACAGCAAAAAAUAAAAAGCCAUCUGGCCUGUGUCCAAAAUGUGAAAAAGGAAAACAUUGGGCCAAUCAAUGCCAUUCUAAAUUUGAUAAAGAUGGGCAACCAUUGUCGGGAAACAGGAAGAGGGGCCAGCCUCAGGCCCCCCAACAAACUGGGGCAUUCCCAGUUCAACUGUUUGUUCCUCAGGGUUUUCAAGGACAACAACCCCUACAGAAAAUACCACCACUUCAGGGAGUCAGCCAAUUACAACAAUCCAACAGCUGUCCCGCGCCACAGCAGGCAGCGCCGCAGUAGAUUUAUGUUCCACCCAAAUGGUCUCUUUACUCCCUGGAGAGCCCCCACAAAAGAUUCCUAGAGGGGUAUAUGGCCUGCUGCCAGAAGGGAGGGUAGGCCUUAUUUUAGGGAGAUCAAGUCUAAAUUUGAAGGGAGUCCAAAUUCAUACUGGGGUAAUUUAUUCAGAUUAUAAAGGGGGAAUUCAGUUAGUGAUCAGCUCCACUGUUCCCCGGAGUGCCAAUCCAGCUGAUAGAAUUGCUCAAUUACUGCUUUUCCCUUAUGUUAAAAUUGGGGAAAACAAAACGGAAAGAACAGGAGGGUUUGGAAGUACCAACCCUGCAGGAAAAGCCGCUUAUUGGGCUAAUCAGGUCUCAGAGGAUCGACCCGUGUGUACAGUCACUAUUCAGGGAAAGAGUUUGAAGGAUUAGUGGAUACCCAGGCUGAUGUUUCUAUCAUCGGCAUAGGCACCGCCUCAGAAGUGUAUCAAAGUGCCAUGAUUUUACAUUGUCUAGGAUCUGAUAAUCAAGAAAGUAUGGUUCAGCCUAUGAUCACUUCUAUUCCAAUCAAUUUAUGGGGCCGAGACUUGUUACAAUAAUGGCAUGCAGAGAUUACUAUCCCAGCCUCCCUAUACAGCCCCAGGAAUAAAAAAAUCAUGACUAAAAUGGGAUAGCUCCCUAAAAAGGGACUAGGAAAGAAUGAAGACGGCAUUAAAUUCCCAAUUGAGGCUGAAAAAAAUCAAAAAAGAAAAGGAAUAGGGCAUCCUUUUUAGGAGCGGUCACUGUAGAGCCUCCAAAACCCAUUCCAUUAACUUGGGGAAAAAAAAAAACUGUAUGGUAAAUCAGUAGCCGCUUACCAAAACAAAAACUGGAGGCUUUACACUUAUUAGCAAAGAAACAAUUAGAAAAAGGACACUGAGCCUUCAUUUUCGCCUUGGAAUUCUCCUGUUUGUAAUUCAGGAAAAAUCCGGCAGAUGGCGUAUGCUAACUGAGCCAUUAAUGCCAUAAUUCAACCCAUGGGGGCUCUCCCACCCCAUUUGCCCUCUCCAGCCAUGGUACCCUUUAAUUAUAAAUUGAUCUGAAGGCUUGCUUUUUUACCAUUCCUCUGGCAAAACAGGAUUUUGAAAAAUUUGCUUUUACUACACCAGCCUAAAUAAUAAAGAACCAGCCACUAGGUUUCAGUGGAAAGUAUUGCCUCAGGGAAUGCUUAAUAGUUCAACUAUUUGUCAGCUCAAGCUCUGCAACCAGUUAGAGACAAGUUUUCAGACUGUUAUAUCGUUCAUUAUGUUGAUAUUUUGUGUGCUGCAGAAACGAGAGACAAAUUAAUUGACCGUUACACAUUUCUGCAGACAGAGGUUGCCAACGCGGGACUGACAAUAGCAUCUGAUAAGAUUCAAACCUCUACUCCUUUCCAUUACUUGGGAAUGCAGGUAGAGGAAAGGAAAAUUAAACCACAAAAAAUAGAAAUAAGAAAAGACACAUUAAAAGCAUUAAAUGAGUUUCAAAAGUUGCUAGGAGAUACUAAUUGGAUUUGGAGAUAUUAUUUGGAUUUGGCCAACUCUAGGCAUUCCUACUUAUGCCAUGUCAAAUUUGUUCUCUUUCUUAAGAGGGGACUCGGAAUUAAAUAGUGAAAGAACGUUAACUCCAGAGGCAACUAAAGAAAUUAAAUUAAUUGGAGAAAAAUUUGGUUGGCAAAAGUAAAUAGAAUGGAUCACUUGGCCCCACUCCAAAUUUUGAUUUUUGCUACUGCACAUUCUCUAACAGGCAUCAUUGUUCAAAACACAGAUCUUAUGGAGUGGUCCUUCCUUCCUCACAGUACAAUUAAGACUUUUACAUUGUACUUGGAUCAAAUGGCUACAUUAAUUGGUCAGGGAAGAUUAUGAAUAAUAACAUUGUGUGGAAAUGACCCAGAUAAAAUGUGGGGAAAAGCAAGAGAGAUCAGAUUGUUACUGUGUCUGUGUAGAAAGAAGUAGACAUAGGAGACUCCAUUUUGUUCUGUACUAAGAAAAAUUCUUCUGCCUUGAGAUUCUGUUAAUCUGUGACCUUACCCCCAACCCCGUGCUCUCUGAAACAUGUGCUGUGUCAAACUCAGGGUUAAAUGGAUUAAGGGCGGUGCAAGAUGUGCUUUGUUAAACAGAUGCUUGAAGGCAGCACGCUCCUUAAGAGUCAUCACCACUCCCUAAUCUCAAGUACCCAGGGACACAAAAACUGCGGAAGGCCGCAGGGACCUCUGCCUAGGAAAGCCAGGUAUUGUCCAAGGUUUCUCCCCAUGUGAUAGUCUGAAAUAUGGCCUCGUGGGAAGGGAAAGACCUGACCGUCCCCCAGCCCGACACCCGUAAAGGGUCUGUGCUGAGGAGGAUUAGUAUAAGAGGAAGGCAUGCCUCUUGCAGUUGAGACAAGAGGAAGGCAUCUGUCUCCUGCCCGUCCCUGGGCAAUGGAAUGUCUCGGUAUAAAACCCGAUUGUAUGUUCCAUCUACUGAGAUAGGGAAAAACCGCCUUAGGGCUGGAGGUGGGACAUGCGGGCAGCAAUACUGCUUUGUAAAGCAUUGAGAUGUUUACGUGUAUGCAUAUCUAAAAGCACAGCACUUAAUCCUUUACCUUGUCUAUGAUGCAAAGACCUUUGUUCACGUGUUUGUCUGCUGACCCUCUCCCCACAAUUGUCUUGUGACCCUGACACAUCCCCCUCUCGGAGAAACACCCACGAAUGAUCAAUAAAUACUAAGGGAACUCAGAGGCUGGCGGGAUCCUCCAUAUGCUGAACGCUGGUUCCCCGGGUCCCCUUAUUUCUUUCUCUAUACUUUGUCUCUGUGUCUUUUUCUUUCCUAAGUCUCUCGUUCCACCUUACGAGAAACACCCACAGGUGUGGAGGGGCAACCCACCCCUUCAACAAAAUCACUGUUCCUUUCAACAAGCAACAGGUUAGACAAGCCUUUAUCAAUUCUGGUGCAUGGCAGAUUGGUCUUGCCGAUUUUGUGGGAAUUAUUGACAAUCGUUACCCAAAAACAAAAAUCUUCCAGUUUUUAAAAUUGACUACUUGGAUUUUACCUAAAGUUACCAAACAUAAGCCUUUAAAAAAUGCUCUGGCUGUGUUUACUGAUGGUCCAGCAAUGGAAAAGUGGCUUACACCGGGCCAAAAGAAUGAGUCAUCAAAACUCAAUAUCACUUGACUCAAAGAGCAGAGUUGGUUGCCGUCAUUACAGUGUUAACAAGAUUUUAAUCAGUCUAUUAACAUUGUAUCAGAUUCUGCAUAUGUAGUACAGGCUACAAAGGAUGUUGAGAGAGCCCUAAUCAAAUACAUUAUGGAUGAUCAGUUAAACCAGCUGUUUAAUUUGUUACAACAAAGUGUAAGAAAAAGAAAUUUCCCAUUUUAUAUUACUCAUAUUCGAGCACACACUAAUUUACCAGGGCCUUUAACUAAAGCAAAUGAACAAGCUGACUUGCUAGUAUCAUCUGCAUUCAUGGAAGCAUAAGAACUUCAUGCCUUGACUCAUGUAAAUGCAAUAGGAUUAAAAAAUAAAUUUGAUAUCACAUGGAAACAGAAAAAAAUAUUGUACAACAUUGCACCCACUGUCAGAUUCUGCUCCUGGCCACUCAGGAGGCAAGAGUUAAUCCCAGAGGUCUAUGUCCUAAUGUGUUAUGGCAAAUGGAUGUCAUGCACGUACCUUCAUUUGGAAAACUGUCAUUUGUCCAUGUGACAGUUGAUAUUUAUUCACAUUUCAUAUGGGCAACCUGCCAGACAGGAGAAAGUACUUCCCAUGUUAAAAGACAUUUAUUAUCUUGUUUUGCUGUCAUGGGAGUUCCAGAAAAAGUUAAAAACAGACAAUGGGCCAGGUUACUGUAGUAAAGCAUUUCAAAAAUUCUUUAAUCAGUGGAAAAUUACACAUACAAUAGGAAUUCUCUAUAAUUCCCAAGGACAGGCCAUAAUUGAAAGAACUAAUAGAACACUCAAAGCUCAAUUGGUUAAACAAAAAAAAAGGAAAAGACAGGAGUAUAACACUCCCCAGAUGCAACUUAAUCUAGCACUCUAUACUUUAAAUGUUUUAAACAUUUAUAGAAAUCAGACCACUAGCUCUGCAGAACAACAUCUUACUGUUAAAAGGAACAGCCCACAUGAAGGAAAACUGAUUAGGUGGAAAGAUAAUAAAAAUAAAACAUGGGAAAUGGGGAAGGUGAUAACAUGGGGGAGAGGUUUUGCUUGUGUUUCACCAGGAGAAAAUCAGCUUCCUGUUUGGAUACCCACUAGACAUUUAAAGUUCUACAAUGAACUCACUGGAGAUGCAAAGAAAAGUGCGGAGACGGAGACACCCCAAUCGACUUGCCAGUCUACAGGUGUAUCCAGCAGCUCCAAAGAGACAGCAACCAGCAAGAAUGGGCCAUAACGACGAUGGUGGUUUUGUCAAAAAGAAAAGGGGGGGAUAUGUAAGGAAAAGAAAGAGAGAUCAGACUGUUACUGUGUCUAUGUAGAAAAGGAAGACAUAAGAAACCCCAUUUUGAUCUGUACUAAGAAAAAUUAUUUUGCCUUGAGAUGCUGUUAAUCUGUAACUUUAGCCCCAACCCAAACAGGUGCUGUAUGGAAUCAAGGUUUAAGGGAUCUAGGGCUGUGCAGGGUGUGCCUUGUUAACAAUAUGUUUGCAGGCAGUAUGCUUGGUAAAAGUCAUCGCCAUUCUCCAUUCUUGAUUAACCAGGGGUUCAAUGCACUGUGGAAAGCCACAGGGACCUCUGCCCAAGAAAGUCUGGCUGUUGUGGGAAGUCAGGGACCCCGAAUGGAGGGACCAGCUGGUGCUGCAUCAGGAAGCAAAUUGUGAAGAUGUCUUGGACAUUUAUCAGUUUCCAAAAUUAAUAUUUUUAUAAUUUCUUACACCUUUCUUACUUUAAUCUCUUAAUCCUGUUAUCUUUGUAAACUGAGGAUGUACGUCACCUCAGGACCACUAUUGUAAAAAUUGAUUGUAAAACGUGUUUGAACAAUAUGAAAUCAGUGCACCUGGAAAAUGAACAGAAUAACAGUGAUUUUAGGGAACAAGGGAAGACAACCAUAAGGUCUGACUGCCUGAGGGGUUGGGCAAAAAGCCAUAUUUUUCUUCUGGCAGAGAGCCUAUAAAUGGAUGUGCAAGUAGGAGAGAUAUUGCUAAAUUCUUUUCCUAGCAAGGAAUAUAAUAUUAAGACCCUAGGGAAAGAAUUGCAUUCCUGGGGGGAGGUCUAUAAACGGCCGCUCUGGGAGUGUCUGUCCUAUGUGGUUGAGAUAAGGACUGAGAUACGCCCUGGUCUCCUGCAGUACCCUCAGGCUUACUAGGAUUGGGAAACCCCAGUCCUGGUAAAUUUGAGGUCAAGCCGGUUCUUUGCUCUGAACCCUGUUUUCUGUUAAGAUGUUUAUCAAGACAAUACAUGCACCGCUGAACAUAGACCCUUAUCAGGAGUUUCUGGUUUUGCUCUGGUCCUGUUUCCUCAGAAGCAUGUCAUCUUUGCUCUGCCUUUUGCCCUUUGAAGCAUGUGAUCUUUGUGACCUACUCCCUGUUCAUACACCCCUUCCCUUUUAAAAUCCCUAAUAAAAACUUGCUGGUUUUGUGGCUCAGGGGGGCAUCAUAGACCUACCAAUAUGUGAUGUCACCCCCGGUGGCCCAGCUGUAAAA
This is a messenger RNA of Gorilla gorilla gorilla (western lowland gorilla), 8220 nucleotides long. Its product is annotated as endogenous retrovirus group K member 5 Gag polyprotein. The transcript has 3 exons. Bases 471 to 2618 code for a protein of 715 amino acids. Gene Ontology annotation, biological process: viral process. The record is from RefSeq and is a predicted model, not a curated record. Lineage: Eukaryota; Metazoa; Chordata; Mammalia; Primates; Hominidae. Gene Ontology annotation, molecular function: zinc ion binding; nucleic acid binding; structural molecule activity.